AUGCAAGCUAUUGAAAGAAUAACGAAAUCACGCCGAUUGGCUAGGGUUUUCAAAUAUGUGCCGGCAACCGUCUUCGAUGCCGCCGAACGAGUUACGGCUUCCCGUCCUGAGGAUAUUGCCAUUGACAAUUCUCGUGAGCUCGGUCGCCGUCGGUCUCUGCGCCCCCUUCAGUCGGCCGCACUGGCCUCCGGCAAUACUGAUGGAACUUUGAGACUUGAAUCCGAUCACCGGAAAGUUGCAAUGUCACUAAUGGUGAUGCCAAAUAUGCCAAAUAGAUUCUUUUCCUCUGAAGCAAGAGCUACUGAAAAUGAUUCUGCAGAGACAGUGAAAGGAUUGUAUGAUAAGUUGGUGAACUAUGUGACAGAGAAAAGAACUGCCCCUCCAAAUGCUUGGCUGUGGUCACUCAUUGCUAAAUGUUCCACACAGGAAGACAUUGAGCUCCUGUUUGAUAUUUUGCAGAAACUUCGCAGAUUUAGGCUCUCCGAUCUUCGGAUGCCCGAUGACUUUAAUAGUGCACUUUGCAAGGAAAUUACAACGGCCUGUGUUCGUGCAGGAGCAAUUGAUUUGGGCAAGAAGACUUUGUGGAGACGUAAUUUGCUUGGACUAACUCCUGAUAUUGGAUCUGCUCACAUUCUGCUGCUUCAUGCCAAGCAACACAAUGAUGUGAAACUUAUGACUAAAAUAAUGAAACAUGUGAAAAUCAAUUUUUUAACUCCACAACCUGGCACUGCAGAUAUAGUUUUCAGCAUUUGUUAUAAUGCAGAAAAAUUUGAUUUGAUGUGUAAGAACGGAAAAAGGUUUAUCAAGUCUGGAGUUAAACUCAGACAGUCAUCCUAUGAGUUAUGGAUGGAAUUUGCUGCCAAGAAAGGAGAUGUCGAGUCCCUAUGGAAGAUUGAGAAGUGGCGAUCAGAAGCAAUGAAACAGCAUAGUAUUUCAACUGGGUUUUCCUGUGUGAAGGGUCUCCUCCUUGAACGCAAGCCUGAUGAUGCUUCUGCCAUCAUUCAAGUUUUAUAUCAGGUAAAUUUGUAUCAUAGAUUCACAUUUAGCAUAUACUGUUUUUAUGUCCAGACAUUACCCGACGCAAGAAAAUCAAGUAUUGCAGUUGAACUUCAAAAGCUAGUGAGCGAGUGGCCCUUGGAUGUUUUAAAGCAUCAGAAAGAGGAGAACAAACACGUAACUGCUGAAGCAUUACAAAGUGAUAUUUCUCAGCUGAUCAAUGCUUUACAAACAUCGGGCGUGGAGACAAAUGUUAACAGUCAAAGAGUUUCUCGGUAA
This is a messenger RNA of Striga hermonthica, 1275 nucleotides long. Lineage: Eukaryota; Viridiplantae; Streptophyta; Magnoliopsida; Lamiales; Orobanchaceae. The record is from the annotation of a GenBank genome assembly.